ACAAUCAGCUGUUUGAACGUUCCAAUUUGUGCAGUGAGCCCCGCCGCAGCGGCCGCACAGACUCAAAGCCCCGCGGGCGAGCUCAGCAGCCCGGAGCGACCGCGGCCCCGCCGCCUCCCCCGCGAGCCCCGGCGAUGCGGCCCGGCCUGUGAGCGGCCGGCGACCCUGGGGCGCCCCGCCGCACAACUACCUCAACGUCGCGCCGCCCGCCUCCCGCCCCCAGGGAAUCUCUGGAGAUUGGUUCACCUUUUGUGGUCCUGACCCCUUCUGUCCUCACUGUACCUUGGAGUCCUAGAGUCCAAUAAAAUCGCUGCCUCCCAGCUGUUUGGAUCACAGAGAGGUUUUUGCACUGCCAUAGGGCGCCCCCGUGAGGCGCUUCACCCCCCACCAUGUUCCAGCGCCUCACCAGCCUCUUCUUCAGCACCCCCUCGCCCCCCGAAGACCUCGACUGCCCCCGCGCCUUCGUGUCGGAGGAGGAUGAAGUGGACGGCUGGCUCAUCAUUGACCUGCCGGACAGCUACGCGGCUCCACCCAGGCCCGGGGCCGCCCCUGCCCCCGCGGGCCGCCCUCCGCCCGCGCCCUCCUUGAUGGACGAGAGCUGGUUUGUUACCCCUCCCGCCUGUUUUACUGCAGAGGGGCCUGGACUCGGUCCCGCCCGCCUCCAGAGCAGCCCCCUGGAGGACCUCCUCAUCGAGCACCCCAGCAUGUCCGUUUACGUCACCGGCAGCACCAUAGUGCUAGAGCCCGGGCCCCCUUCCCCGCUCCCGGACGCGGCCCUGCCUGACGGCGACCUCAGCGAAGGGGAAUUGACGCCCGCCCGCCGCGAGCCGCGGGCCGCGCGCCACGCCGCUCCUCUCCCAGCGCGGGCGGCGCUGCUGGAGAAGGCGGGCCAGGUGCGGCGGCUUCAGCGGGCCCGGCAGCGGGCAGAGCGCCACGCGCUGAGCGCCAAGGCGGUGCAGCGGCAGAACCGAGCCCGCGAGAGCCGUCCGCGCCGGUCCAAGAACCAGGGCAGCUUCAUCUACCAGCCGUGCCAGCGCCAGUUCAACUACUGAGCGUCCACCGGCCGCGCCGCGAACCCCUUGCCGACUCCCGAUCCCUGUCGGGCUCCUCCGACUCCUCGGGCUGGACACCGAAACCUCCCUUCUUAAAGCGUGUGAGGUUGGGUGAUAGCCGUUCCUUCCCCUACACCCUCAAUUUCCCCAUCUCUGGUCCUCUAAUCUGCCUCUGAACCCAUUCACCCUUCACCCUGGCUCCUUCUGGCCCCCAUACCCAGCGUCUAAUCAUCCAUGCCCCCUACUCCUGACCCCUCCAUCCUUUCUUCUCUGGUCCCCAUCCCUGUCUCUCCCCUUCACCCUUGCCCUCCAGUCCUCUACCUCUGGCCUGCCCCUAUUUCUGAAAGCUUCUUCUAGUCCCUGAUCUGGCUCAUUCCCCACCUUCAACUCCCACCUUACAUGACUCACACUAUCCCAUGGUUGGCAUUACACUCACUCCUUUUCCCUUAUUCUUCAUUCCCAGUAAUUCCCUACCAAAUGGUGGGGACCCUGAGCCCAGCUCUGACCAGGUAGAGCCUGUGCAGCCUGGCCUGCUGUCAUUGCCCUCUAGUAAGGGCUCAGGGUUUUGCUUUUAGUCUCCCCCUCCUUCUGCCUUGGGGGCAGUACUCUGUGGAGCUGCUUAGGCCUGGAAAGGUACAGUAUGUAGAAGAGGACUGUGAGACGUGAGUUAGAGGGAGAAGAUGGAGGGAAUCUAGGGAACGAGGCAACCUACUGGAGAUGCAGACAGGACAGACACGUUGAGAAGCUGCAGGGAGCAGGGCACCAAAGGAAUGCACUGUGCUUGCUCAGAGAGGCCAAACCCUGCUCCCAGGCUGAAGCCUGGAGUCUGCCCCCACUUCCCUUUUCUAUAAUCCACCCUUCUGCAGGCCCUGAAAUCUGAAGGGCUUAGUUAGUACCUUGCCACUCUACCCCCGACAUGUCACCCGAGUAGAAGCUGGGCAAGGCCCCACCAUCCUGGCCGUCUGUUCACAAGCCCAAGGUGCUAGAACUAGCUUAGGAGACAUGCAGGCCACAGGGCUUCUAGGCAGGGAAAGGGCACACACCCUAGGUCAGAGUGCAGAGCAGUGAUGCUGGAGGACACACCAUGGGGUGAAGCCAUCCCAAGGCUGACAGCUCAGCCUUCACCUUGCCUCUGGCCUUGUAUUUCACACCCUGCUCAGUAUGGCUAGCCAGCAGUCCUGAGUAGGAGUCCAGGACCCCCACUGUCCCAAUCUGCAAAUUGUUCCUAUCCAGGUUCAGGGCCUUCAGGGGGCCUCUUUUCAUUUUCUCCCACAGGCCUCUCUUUCUUUCUAGGUUGCUGGGGAGAAAUGGGUACCCUAUGGUCCCCCUCCCCUUCUCCUCCAGUAAGAGGGAACCUGAAUCCCUGGGGGAGACAGAAGGGGCAGGGGCCACCAGCCUCCCCUUCUUGUGGUGAGACUGAAUUUUGGGCUCAGACACCAGCAACAACCUCUUGCGAUGCCCCGAGUUGCUUCCCAUUUCCUCUUUCUAGCCGUUCUUUUCUAGUGUGUGCUCACUCUUCCUUGGAACUUUUAAGACUUCUUGGUACAUAUGAACAUAGGUCCUCCCCUCACCCCAACUCUAGGUUUCCAGGCCUCACAGCCAAGCUGAGGCUUGGAGAAAACUCUGCAUUCCCAUAAGGGCAAAGGCAGCUGCCCUCCCUGACCCUAUAGCCCCAGGCCUCAUAGGGGGUAUGUGGGGAAGGGAUGGGGUAUCCCCAUGGAUGCUGGGAUGAGGACAGAGGAAGACCUGAUGGGGUCUCCUAUUCCAGGGAAUAAGCCAAAUUAACACUAAAAACAGAUCAAAGCUCCCACGCCCGUCCACUAGGGCCCCAGUAGUUGACAGCCUUGCUCCUCUCCCAAGUUCUCCUUCAGAACCUAGUUGCUUUUAUUCUUCCAGCUACCACUUGGGCACUUCACAGCCAGCCUAGGGUCUUUGGCACCUCGAAGAGCUGAAUCUCCCUCCAACCCUUCUUGCCUACUCCUCACUGCCAGCUGGGACCUAGGCUCAGUCCUGUGUGGUGCCCAUGAUCCUUCUGGUGGGGGAAGAGUUUAAGUUAUAGGGCAUUUGGCUCAAAUUUUAAAAGGUCUUUUGUUUACCCAUAUUUCUGGAGGCUCCUGUAGUUCUAGAACCCAAUCUCUCACCUGGUUGGUUGCAAGGCUCAUAUUUUUUUGUACCUUUCCUAUAGAUUCUGUAGCAUUUGGGUGUGGCAAUAUUUUAAUUGUGUAUAGAUUUCUAAGAACCAACACUACUCAGUCUCCUGCUAGUCUGACUCCUGAAGCAUCAGCCCUUGUCAUACUGUAUUGACUGUGUAUGUGCCUUUCACCUUGAGCAUGCUUCAGGAUUUUUUUUUAAACCACAGAACUUGAAUACAUGAGGGAACCAGAGUUCAAAGUCCUAUGCAACCUUAGGAGGGGGUUAGACAGUCUGUUUUGAUUGAUGUUUUCUGAGGCCCUAGAGGAGUUUGUACCAAUUUGUGAGUAUUAAUGUCAGUACUACCAGCACUUUGCCAAAACUGUGUCAGAGGGACCCCUGUUUCUAGAGUGAGUCCCAGUUACAUCAAAGAGUGACUUCCAGUUAUUCCCCAGCAAGUCUGAGUGGUUCCUUCAAGCUGGGUGUCUUUCCAGCCUUUGCCAGUCUAGCCCCAGCAGGGCACCGUGUGUGUAUGAAUGCAGUUUGGUGCUGUUUUAGAGUAUGCCUGCUCCCCAGCCCCCUGCCUGGAACCCUCUGAGCAACUUGCUCUGACCUAUAAUGUCUUAGGUGCAACACGGACCCCACCAGAGCUCUUGGAUACCCCCCUAGAUCCAUGUGGCUUUACGUGAGGGGACUGAAUGCAGACACAGCAUAGCCCCCUUCUACUACUUUCCCUCUCGCCCUGCCAGCUAGUUCCACAUGGAACCAACAAGUUGAGUGCAUCCCUGUUGGGUGUUUUGUGUUGAGACUGGCUGAAAUGAGGAGACUUUGACCAUGUGACGUGUCAACAGACUCAAGGAAACAACCACCUCAGCUGGGUCAUGUGGCAUGCCUGUGUGUGUGUGUAACAGAAUUUGAUUGUCAGACUGUAAUGCUAUUCCUCUACGGGAGAAAAAAUUAAUAUAAAGAAAAACAAAUAAAAAUCUAUUUAAAGCACA
This is a messenger RNA of Nomascus leucogenys (northern white-cheeked gibbon), 4180 nucleotides long. RefSeq names its product tumor protein p53 inducible nuclear protein 2 (gene TP53INP2). The record is from RefSeq and is a predicted model, not a curated record. NCBI's taxonomy places the organism in Eukaryota, Metazoa, Chordata, Mammalia, Primates, Hylobatidae. Gene Ontology annotation, biological process: positive regulation of DNA-templated transcription; autophagosome assembly. Gene Ontology annotation, cellular component: nucleus; autophagosome.